Aethina tumida (small hive beetle) is the source of this 1821-nucleotide messenger RNA. RefSeq lists its product as uncharacterized. NCBI's taxonomy places the organism in Eukaryota, Metazoa, Arthropoda, Insecta, Coleoptera, Nitidulidae. The transcript has 4 exons. Bases 55 to 1761 code for a protein of 568 amino acids. The record is from RefSeq and is a predicted model, not a curated record.
UUGACAUGUAGCAGUUUUUAAAUAAAUUUGGGCUAAAUUACCAACCAAUUCACUAUGUUAAAUCAAGGCCCUUCAACACGAAGCUGUUCGGAUGCCCAAAUUAUCUUCUUGAAUGACAUUCAGAAAACAAUAGUGUCAUCAAUUUUGAAUCAAAUGCACGAUUAUGAAAUGAACUCUAAGAAUGUCUUAAUUUUAACUAGCACAAACUGCAAAGAGAGCAAACAGCACACAAUAGAAGAUACUAGCGAUCUGGAUAAAUUAUUGCAAUAUCAGAACGAAUUAAUGAAUGAUACACUGAAAAUUGCCAUACUAAUGUACAAGAAUCAAUUUUUGAACAAUGUUAUUACAUCAAAACAGUUCAAAGAAGGAAUUGUGCCGAUCUUAUUACUUAAAAGGUCAUCUAACGAUGCACAAACUAAAAACGUAGAGACUUCAGUUGAAACAACAGGAAAAUUAAUUCCUAACAAAUAUAUGAACUUGCUUAUUAAUAAUGAAAUCAUAUUUAUCUUUAUAAAUAUACUAAGAAAUUUGAAUAAACCUGAUGAAUUUAAUAAUGGUGGUAUAUCGGACUACUCGAGAAAUUUGUUAAUAAAGAAAUACAUUGAACAAAUUGUCAAGAGGGCAACUGAAAUAGAAAAACACGUCCCCGAUCACAAUUAUAAUUCAAAGAUGAAGCAUAAUUGUCCCACUGACGACAUAAAGUAUGAAGUAUUUAAUUUAUCCAUGAAAAUACAUAGAGCAAAAGUCCAUUUACAGCGACAUUUAUUCAGUCGUAUUAAUGAGCUGCUCAUAUUGAAGGGAGUGCUAGAUAGAAUACACAAAGACAAAGAAUCCACAAUCCAAGAAUUGUGUACAAAUGACAGACGUUUAAAUGUGUUUAUAAAAAGAACAUCUCCUGAUCACGUUAUUAAUCAACUAAAGAAUGCAAGACAGCACGUAUCGAAAGACAUUAAAAGGAUAAACAAAAAGAUGACUCGAGUUAAAAGAAUUGAGGCGUCUCUAAGCAAUUAUGUUGAUGACAUAUUAAGUGGGCAACCCUUUAAUUCUGUGAAAAUAAAUAAAUCGUACGGUUAUUUUUCUGAAACAGACCCAUUUAUGUCGACAACUUCGUAUGUUUCCGAAUAUUCAAAGACAUUUAUGAGUAGAAACAGUUAUGUAGAGAACUGUACCACAGAAGAAAUUAAAGAAGAAUCAUCUAGGCCAGUAUAUACCAAAACAAAUUUAGUAAACACUGAAUUAACGAACCAAGGUGUGAAAUAUAUAAUUCGUUACAGAAAAGCUCUUCGUCCCAAACGCAAACCGCAAAGUGAGAUGGCAUUAUCUAACUCAUUUUGGGAGUACUCCGGCAUUAUUUCUGAUGGUAAUAUUUUUAAAGCAAUACAUAGAAAAUACAGCUACGAAUUGUUUACGACUAAGAGAAUGAUCAGAGACUACCCAGAUUCGUCAUCUAUUGGAGACAAUUGGACCAACUGCGAGACGGUGUCAAAUAAUUCAAAAACUUGUAUGAAAAAUUUAAUAAAAGUAACAAAGUCUACGAAAAGUGUGCAAACGAAUAACGAAGAUUAUCCCAUUAUGGAUAAGCCCUUGCAGAAAAGUAAAUAUGUACAAUGUUUUAUAGAAAGCGAAUCGAAUGUUGAGUUUUCUAAUACAGCCAAACGUCAAUUCGACAGGAUAAUUAGGGGCAAAUCCAGAAUACCCAUACCUAUAAAAAGAUAUAAGCAUUCGGCAAAACUUGGUUUAACAUUGUGUAAAUCUGUAUGAUGUUAAAUCUACUUUGUUAUUUAGUUUUUACAUAUAAAUGUGUAUCACUGUUUGCUUAAA